Molecule: messenger RNA, 2673 nt
Organism: Mycosarcoma maydis (corn smut)
Lineage: Eukaryota; Fungi; Basidiomycota; Ustilaginomycetes; Ustilaginales
Exons: 2
Coding region: 1-2673 (890 amino acids)
Cellular component (GO): nucleus
Molecular function (GO): DNA-binding transcription factor activity, RNA polymerase II-specific; zinc ion binding
Source: RefSeq, a predicted model, not a curated record
AUGGCUGAGAGUGUUGGAUCAAGCGAUCAGGGCUUGGCAAAUGGCCAGUUAUCGACAUGGCACGAUCAGUCCGACAUGCCGCAGCACAAUCAGCAGGUAGGACAAGCGGAUGAAGGAGCAAGUGGAGGCGGUGACAAUGACAGUACAGGCACCCAGCUACGAGCUUCAGUCGUUCAACCUCUGAUAGAAAGGUCUUCUGCUUUAGAUAGUCAAGGCGUUGAUAUCCGGGUAUCUGGAAUGACCAACACUCCUGUCUCAACGGACGUUGCAGAUGCGACAGCAUCAUUCGGCGCAGGCGAGCUCGCUGAAGCCAAUACACAGCCAUCCUCCUCGGACGUGGUCGGCAGCCUGAGCGUUAACAGAAAUCAUGACACUGGCGACAACAGCAACGCGGGCGAGUCAACGAACCAAUUGCCUGGCGAACCAUGCUCUAAAUCCGCUUCACCCAGCAAGAGCGGCGUGACUAUCCUGAUGGCAUCACGCAAGCAGAACAGUGCCUGCGACGCUUGCCGAAGUCGCAAGGUGCGCUGCAAUAGAGAUCCUGGCGAAACCAAGUGCAAACACUGCAAGGCCAAGAACAUUGAUUGCACUACGCUCUACGUACAAUGGGCCACCUCGUCUGCAAAGCGACCCACAAAACGUCCUAGGACCUCGCUGCCGUAUACACCCGAAGAGAAGAAGGAGGCGCUCAAGCCGCCAGAAUUGAUCGACGCUGCCGUGCAGGUGCAAGAUCGCCUGCUCAAUGCGCUCUUCCAAAGAGACACCGAGUACACAGCCGCUGACAACCAGGUCUACGUGUACCAAAACCUGCCGUGCAAUGCGCCACUAUCAACGAGCGGCUACACCACCCGCACAAUCGUACCCGCUUCUUACCUUCCCGGUCCGAAGCCCGCAGCAACCACCGGCGCGGAGCUACAUUUGCUGGACCGACAGCGUAGAGAGGACUUCGUGAACGAUCUGGUCGAGACCUACUUUUCCGUCGUGCAUGCAAGAUUACCUCUGCUGAAUCCUCAGACCUUUCGCAAACGCUACUACGAGCGGAGCCCCGAGCUCGGAGGUCCGCCUUCGGAUAUCAUCCUUGCUCUUGUGAUUGCUUGGGGUGCCAAGUUCAGCGAAAACCCACUCAUUGCUCAGGAUCGCGACGACAGUGCUCAGGAAUUGAGGAAAGCGUGGAACCAGGCCCAAGCGGCGCUUCUCAAAGGAGAGACAGAGAAGGCGAACCAAAUCACCGGCUUCAAGGGCGGCAUCGAACAGCCCAUACUCAACGUGCCACGCGAGUUGAGAGAGCAGGGCAGAAACCGUAUCGCGGAUCAUCUCACCUGGCGAGCUCAAGAUGUGAUGGAUCGAUUGCGUGUCGCUAGGGUGGCAACGCUUGAGAAUGCUCAAGCCUGCUUCCUAAUGGAGCCGCUGCUGCUGCAUCCCUCUGUCUACUUCAACGGCAACCUCAACCUUGCUGGCGACCCGAUCCCGGCCAAACACCGCAGCUUGCUGGCCUAUACCAACGGACACUGGUAUGUCAUUGCCAUCAAGCACAUGCUCGACCUGGGUAUCCACUGCAAGGAGAAGGUCAUGACUAUCCGGGACCCUACUUUGCGCGGCGAGACGCUCUUCACAUGGUGGCUCGCGUGUAUGGCUGACGCGGCGUCCGCCCUCUACUUCCAGCGUCGAUGUCUGAUCACUGCCGACGACUACAACAGUGAUCCACCGGCCGGAGAUUCCGACAACAAGGACGAGGCACCACACCCACUCGGCAGCAUUGAUUCGUAUCUGGCCUUCUUCGGGUCCGCACACGACGCUGUCGUGUUUCAGCGCGACCUCGCUGCACUGUAUUUUGCGCCGCGUAGCCAUAUAGAAGGUGUACGUCUCGAUAGAGUGAUUGGGAUCAUCGAGUCGCUGAAAAAGUGGCGAGUUGAACAUCUUGAAGAAGUAGGCGUUCCUUUGCCGCACUGGCCUCCGCAUUGGGACUAUAUCGAUGCCACUUCGCCCAUCCAUCAAGCUCGUUUUAAGCGUCGCGUCGCGUUGGAGCAAGACGUGCCACGAGACGGGGUGCCUGACCCGGAACAAGUACAGCUCACUCUCGAUAUGAUCCAGGAAGAAGCGCUCAGCAGUGCUUUGCGAAUCGCAGGCCUCACUGAAAUCCUGCGCAGCAACCAAUACCUUCGUCUCGACCCUUGCAAUUCGCUGCAAAGCCUCGAGCAGGCCGCACACAUGCUGAUCCGAUUCCAACGAAGUGAAGUCGACAUCAUCGUCGCCGGGUUCCGACAGUAUGGUCUGUCGUACGAAGACUGUUUCGACAAAGCGGAUCUGAUGGAAGACAUCGCAGCGGCGUACAACGAGCGAGCGAGAGUAGACCCGAGCUUUAUGCCCGGUUCAGCGUUAGGGCUGGCCCUGGAGCGGGAAGCGGCAAGUGCUACUAGCGGUAUUCCCGAGCUGGCGAUUGCCGCUGCUGCGCUGUCGAACGCUGCUGCUUCGGCAAAUGGCGCUGGGGCCACUGGGUAUGACUUCAAUUCGCAGACGGGGCAAUCCACCGUAGAUACUGACGUCAAGGAUGCGACUCACGCGGCUAGCUUUGAUAACAUGUUCACCUCGACCAGUGACGAUCAGCGCGGGGACACCAUCCUGCCUUCUCAUGCAACGUAUUCAGACGGCGUGGCGCAGGGCAAUCCGGAAUAA